Molecule: messenger RNA, 374 nt
Organism: Aspergillus eucalypticola CBS 122712
Lineage: Eukaryota; Fungi; Ascomycota; Eurotiomycetes; Eurotiales; Aspergillaceae
Exons: 4
Coding region: 34-297 (87 amino acids)
Source: RefSeq, a predicted model, not a curated record
UUUUGAUCAAUUAUUAGUAUCUCUUGCUCCAAGAUGACUAAAGGUCUGACUUUCGAUAUCCGCUACGACAACGAGCUUGCCCAUCAAUACUACGGAGAAGGGGACCAGCUCACUCAAAGGCUCCAAGACGUCUAUAAGGACAAAAACCUGGAGUUCCCCCAUUAUUUCGAUUCCACGCUGACCACCCCACCGAUUCACUUUAUGACGGUCGAGGCGCCUGACGAUGUAGAUGUGGACGGACUGAGGAAUGUGCAUGUCCCUCCAGGCUUGAAUGUCGAGAUUCUCGACUUCGAUUGAAAUUUCUAGUAAAUAGUUGGGAGGACAAAGAAAAUGGAAGCACGGCAGUGUACGUAGCAUUCAAAGAAUCAAAUCUG